AUGUCCGUCACCAGCUACGAGCUGUCGGAGGAGCACCUUUGGUGCUGCAUUUGUCUGGACGUCUUCACGGAGCCCGUCACGCUGCCGUGUGGACACAACUUCUGCAGAAACUGCAUCGUGCAGCAUUUGAAGACAAACUCCCAGCGGCAGUGCCCCAUGUGUAAAGAGCCGGUGGACAAGAAGCAGAAACUGGGAGUGAACACGUUCAUAUCUGAGCUGGCCGUCCAGCACCGGCAGUCAGCUGGAAGGAGAUCCUCCAUCUGCUCACAGCAGCACGUUGUGACACCAAAACCUUCUGAUGGUCCUCCUGUUGGACCCAAGCAGACGUCUCUAAAGCCCCGUCUGUUGGUGGCGUUCGGCCUGACGUGUCUGAUCUUGUUCUUUGGAGCUAAUGUCCGUUUUCAUCAAAUGUUGUCCAGCUGCAACAUUCUCCUUGGCUCUGUGGAGAAGUCAUCUGAAAGCGUGUGCGCCGAGCACGACGAACCUCUGGAGCUCUACUGCAAGAACGAAGAAAGGCUCGUCUGUCAGAGCUGCAGGGCUUCGAGCCACAGAAACCACUGGGUCGUUCCCGUGGGAGACGUUUACGAAGAGAAGAAGGCAGACCUCAGGAAAAUGGAGGCCGGGAUCCAGCAGGUGAUCUGGCAGCGGAGGCUGAAGAUUCAGGAGCUCCGACGCUCGGUGAAGCUCAUCAAGGAGUCUGCAGACCAAGAGAUGGCAGAUGGCAUUCAGAUCUUCACCUCCCUGAUCCAGAACUUGGAAGGAGCCCAGACGGAGCUCAUUGAGAUGAUCGAAGAGAAGCAGAAAGCUGCUGAGAAACAGGCCCAAAGUGUCAUCUCUGAGCUGGAGCAGGAGGUCUCACAGCUGACCAGGAGGCGCGUUCAGGUGGAGCAACUUUCCCGCUCCAAAGACCCAGUCCUCCUCCUGCAGAGCCUCCCGGUCCUGAACGCUGGCUCUCCAUAUCCAGACCGGACGCAGGUGAGCGUUUGUCUGGUGGCGUACGAAGGUCUGACCAGGACGGCGAUGGUCAGAGCCAUGAAUCAUCUGAUGGAGACGGUCCGAGACGCCAUGAAGAAGCUGCAGGACUCUGAGAUGAAGAACAUCCCUCAGUUUGCAGUCAGCGUGACUCUGGACCCCGAGACUGCACAUCCCGCCCUCGUCCUGUCCGAUGAUGGUAAACGGGUCCACUGCGGAGACGGACCCAAGAAACUACCGUACAGCUCGAGAAGGUUCGAAACGGCUCUUCAUGUCCUGGGAAAGCAGGGGUUCUCCUGCGGGAGGUUCUACUACGACGUCCAGGUCCGAGGAAAAACUGCGUGGACUCUCGGAGUUGCCAGGGAAUCCGUCAACAAGAAGGUAGACCUGAACCUAAACCCAGAGACCGGCUUCUGGGCCGUACGGCUUCAGAACAGGAAGGAGUUUGUCGCUCUGGAUCAAAGUCCCGUCCCUCUGUCUGUGAACGACGACGUCCAGAAGGUGCGAGUGUCCGUGGAUUACGAGGAGGGUCAGGUUUUGUUUUACGACGUCGACGCUGCAGUUCUCCUUCACUCGUUUACCGGCUGCUCCUUUACGGAGAAGCUCUACCCGUUCUUCAGUCCUGGUCCGAGUGACGGUGGACGAAACUCCGCCCCUCUGAUCAUCACCUCACUUAACCGGCGCAGAUAA
This is a messenger RNA of Nematolebias whitei (Rio pearlfish), 1662 nucleotides long. RefSeq names its product nuclear factor 7, ovary-like. Lineage: Eukaryota; Metazoa; Chordata; Actinopteri; Cyprinodontiformes; Rivulidae. Gene Ontology annotation, molecular function: protein binding; zinc ion binding. The record is from RefSeq and is a predicted model, not a curated record. Bases 1 to 1662 code for a protein of 553 amino acids. The transcript has a single exon.